AAAGUGAAAUAUUAUGAAAUUUAUAGGGAUGAUUAGGUAAAUACAUACAUAGCCCAAUCAACAUUCAUUCAACAAGCUUAAGCACGAUAAGUCUUCCUUUCUCUAACCGCACUCAACACAGCACAGGCACUUCUCUUCAAUCUUCUCUUCGGUUUCUCUCUUUCUGUCUACAACUAAAAACCAUAAAACAAACUCUCUCAAGAAAAAAUAAAUAUAUAUAUAUAUAUAUAUAGGAAAAGGAAAAGGAAAAAACAAAGCAGACCAGCCGGCCAACCGAACACCACCAACACCCGAUUACUUCCCUCACUUCAAAAAAAAAAAAAAAUGUCACCAAAAUAAGACAACUUCGGUCUCUAUAUCAUCCCCUUUCCACCAAAUCCCGAAAAUCAAAAAAAAAAAAAAAAUUCAAAUGACAACCACCACCGCCACAGGCAGUCUAACCAGUGGAGGCGGAGGAGAAGGCGGCGGAGCAGACGAUCGCGUCAUGGCAACUGCACAGCAGAUCGUGAACAGUUUAAACACGACAAAAAACGUGCGCGAAGACAUGUUAUUGAUCCUUUCUAGUUUCGAUAACCGUUUAUCGAACAUAUCGGAUUUAAUCAAAACUGUUUCCAGUUCUCAAUCCUCCGUGUUAGACGCAGCUGAGAAGAUCAUUCUCCGGUCAGACUCUGGCAUCUCCUCCACCGUGUCUUGUGAUGAGUCACCGAAGGAGACUAGGGAUUAUUUAUCUGCUGUUGAUGAGAUUCUUGAUUUGUUAGAUAACUUAUCAGUUGAGCCUGACUUGGAGGUUUUGGACCGGGCGGAGACUGCGGUUCAAGUGGCCAUGUCGAGAUUGGAAGAUGAGUUUAGGCAUAUUUUGAUAAGGAAUACAGUUCCGCUUGACGCGCAGAGUUUGUAUGGAUCUAUUAGGAGGGUUUCGCUUUCAUUUACGGCAAAUGAAGGGGAAAUUGAUGAGGAUUUUGCGAGUUUUGGAGAAGUGGAAACCGAGAGUGUCUGUUUUCAUGAGAGAGGAGCGAGCUUAGGAGAUGAUUUGUGUGUUGAUUUGAUUAAUAGCGAGGCGGUUGUGGAAUUGAAAGAGAUUGCUGACAGAAUGAUACGAUCCGGGUAUGAGAAAGAGUGUGUGCAGGUUUACAGUAGUGUGAGAAGGGAAGCUUUGGAUGAGUGUUUGGCUAGUUUGGGUGUUGAGAAGUUGAGUAUUGAGGAAGUGCAGAAGAUAGAGUGGAAGUCCUUGGAUGAGAAGAUGAAGAAGUGGGUUCAGGCGGUUAAGAUUGGUGUUAGGCUUCUUUUGAGUGGGGAGAGAAGGCUCUGUGAUGUGAUUUUUAAUGGGUCGGAUUCGGCUAGGGAGGUUUGUUUUAAUGAGAUUGCUAAAGGGUGUUUAAUGCAGUUGUUGAAUUUUGCAGAGGCAGUGUCUAUUGUGAGGAGGUCAUCGGAGAAGUUGUUUAGGAUUUUGGAUAUGUAUGAUGCCUUGUCAAAUGUUUUCCCCGAUUUGGAGGCUAUGGCUAUGGAUAGGUUUGUGUAUGGUGAGGCAAAAGGAGUGUUGGAUGGAUUGGGAGGGGCGGCGAGAGGGACUUUUGUGGAGUUUGAGAAUGCUGUGAAAAGUGAGACUUCUAGGAAGCCUAUGUUAGGUGGAGAGAUUCAUCCGCUUACUCGGUAUGUGAUGAAUUAUGUGAAAUUGCUUGUAGACUAUGGUGAUACCCUGAAUUUUCUUUUGGAGAACGAUGAUGAUGAUGAAUUAAAUGGAUUGCAAAAUGAUGAUGGUGAGAGGUUGCAGUUAGAAAGCAUGGCUCCUAUAACAAGGAGAUUGUUGGCUUUGUUAUCGACUUUGGAGUCUAAUCUUGAGGAGAAAUCGAGACUGUAUGAGGAUGGUGCUAUGCAGUAUAUAUUUCUUAUGAAUAAUAUUCUGUACAUGGUGCAAAAAGUUAAGGAUUCAGAACUUAUAAAGAUUUUGGGAGAUCAAUGGGUCCGCAAACACCGUGGCCAAAUACGCCAGUAUGCUACAGCAUAUCUUAGGGCUGCUUGGAGUAAGGCCUUGUCAUGCUUGAAGGAUGAAGGGAUUGGUGGGAGUUCUAACAAUGCCUCUAAAGUGGCUUUGAAGGAAAGGUUCAAGAGUUUUAAUGCGUGCUUUGAGGAAAUAUAUAGGAUUCAGACUGGUUGGAAGGUUCCGGAUCCUCAACUUCGUGAAGAGCUUCGAAUAUCCAUAUCUGAAAAGGUAUUACCAGCUUAUCGCUCAUUUAUGGGGAGGUUUGGGAGUCAGCUAGAGAGUGGAAGACAUGCUGGGAAAUACAUAAAGUACACACUAGAUGAUUUAGAGAAUUAUUUAGUUGAUUUGUUUGAAGGGACCCCUCUUGUUCUUCACCACCUAAGAAGAAAGAGUUCAUAGGAUUCACGACUCUUUUAACAGGUAAGCACUCGUUCUCAUAAGGAUUAGAAAAGGAGAGGGUUUAUGUAUUUGCUGUAUCUGGAUCAUAUGCUUUUCGGAUUUUCUUAGUGUAAUGCUUUAAACACAGGCUUCUGAGUUGAACAGUUAUCCCUUUAUAUAAAACUUUGUACAUGUAUUAAAGAACAUAGGUUUUUUUA
This is a messenger RNA of Populus trichocarpa (black cottonwood), 2577 nucleotides long. RefSeq names its product exocyst complex component EXO70B1. The record is from RefSeq and is a predicted model, not a curated record. The coding region runs from base 410 to 2380 and encodes 656 amino acids. The transcript has a single exon. Gene Ontology annotation, cellular component: exocyst. Gene Ontology annotation, molecular function: phosphatidylinositol-4,5-bisphosphate binding. NCBI's taxonomy places the organism in Eukaryota, Viridiplantae, Streptophyta, Magnoliopsida, Malpighiales, Salicaceae. Gene Ontology annotation, biological process: exocytosis.